GUCAGUUCUCGUUUUGAUUAGUUACAGCCUUAUAGAAUCAUUCCCUCACUAGGAGGACGCAAGACGCGAUGCUUUGCCAAGUAAACAUAUUUGCAUCCAAAACUGAAGUCGUUAUAAACUAAAUAUGCAACAAUAGAAAAACAGAAGAGUUUGGUUUAACUGACAUAAAACAUCCACAAGUAUUCGUGGUUUAUCCCAAAACAGCGUUUGGAAUGAAUUUAGAGCCACCUGGCGCUGAAGGAAUAAAACUGUAGCCAGUUUUUAAAUAAACCGCGACUGACGCGUAAAGACUAUAUUCAUAAUAUCUCGAUAAAAUAACUCUUUCCCACGUGUCACAUUCUCACCCAUAUAAGAAACGCCACAACCAUCUAAUCGCCUCGUUUGAUUACUUCUUCUCAGUUGAUCUGUGACGUAAUUUUCUCGCGACCUCGGCAGUGGUCGGCAGCCUUAAGAAGUUUUAUGUUAUAUUCAGAGCAUGAUCAUAUCUGUAUGAUCAUUUAUUUCAUUGUCGUUGCUCAUUACUAAGUAGUUCAUACAUAAAAAACGUAUAGAUUUUAAAUAUUUUUCUUUAACCUAAUUGGCUCCUCAUAGUAAGAUCUGCAAAUCAUUUGGAUCUACGUGAGCCCGCUGCUAUGCCUAACGCUUGCCCAUCCAUGUCUUGUUGAAACUAGUAUGACGCAAAGGAAAGCGACGGGAAGAUGGCGGCGCCCACAAAGUGCGUGUUUUCCUUUUUCUUCGUGUAAUUCAUUUUAUUUAUCACUAAAUGGAUACUAGGGUAAAUAUGCCGGACGAGGAAAGCUUUGGAAUAGAAGUGAUUAUUCAGGAAGGAGACAAGAAGGCACCGUCAUGCCCUCAUGGUCCCACAUUGCUGUUUGAGAAGGUGUGUCCUGGAGAACCGGCCGGCAGGAGGUUUUAUGCCUGCUCCGCUUGCAGAGACAGGAAGGACUGUAACUUUUUUCAGUGGGAGGACGAUAAGGUAUCCGAAGACAGGCGUUUGGCCAGGGAAGCGGAGAACAGACGUAAGCUGCCUGAGUUUACGCAUCAGGAAUACUGUGCCAGGUUUCUAGAGUUUGUCUCCCUGCCCUUGGAGCAGAAGAGAUUCUGUCAGGACUGCCAUUUGCUGCUGCUUCCCCCGGAGUGGACUGCGCAUUCCUCUCACAGGGCGCUUUCUGAUGACAUCACAGUGGCCCGCUUAAGACGACCCAGCCUGCUGCUCCGCCCGCUGGAAAACAAGAAGAGCAACGCACAGUUCCUGUUUGCCGAUCGCAGCUGCCACUUCCUCCUGGACCUGCUGGCCGGGCUGGGAUUCCGGAAGGUUCUGUGUGUUGGGACGCCCCGGCUCCAUGAGCUGAUCAAGAUAAGGAACCUGGAGGGGAAGGAGGCACCAGUAAGGAGCCUCCUGCUGGACAUCGACUUCAGGUAUGCGCAAUUUUACAGCGAAGAUGAGUUUUGUCAUUAUAACAUGUUCAACCACCAUUUCUUCAAUGGGAAGACAGCCAGAGGUGUAUUGAAUGCCUUUCUGCGUGAGGUGGGCGGAGCCAAGGUCGUCAUGGUGACGGACCCUCCAUUUGGAGGUCUGGUUAAGCCGCUCGCUCACAGUUUCUCCCAGAUCUUUGAUGCCUGGAAAGCACUGAAUCCCUCAGGGAAUGCCGAAGGGGAGAUGCCCAUGUUUUGGAUAUUCCCGUACUUCUUUGAGUCCCGCAUUCUGGAAUGUUUCCCCACAUUCUCCAUGCUGGAUUAUCAGGUGGACUAUGACAAUCACCCCCUUUACAAGCAUGGGAAGACGGGCCGGAAGCAGUCUCCCGUCCGCCUCUUCACCAACCUGCCCCCCCGUGACGUCGUCCUGCCAGAGCAGGAGGGAUACAGGUUCUGUGCCGUCUGUGAGCGCUACGUUUCCCCCGGCAACAAGCACUGCCCCGCCUGUGACGCCUGCACAUCCAAGGAUGGCCGCGAGUGGAGGCACUGCGAGCUGUGUAGCAAGUGCGUAAAACCAACAUGGCUGCACUGUCCCGCCUGCCAGCGCUGCACCCUCCCAGCCCACCCCUGCGGCGGGAGCGAGGUCCAGCCCGGCUGCUUCGCGUGUGGCAGCCCUGGACACAAACGCCGGGCCUGUCCGUGCGGCUCGAGGGCGCGAGGCGCUCGGGGGAGGAGUGAGCCCCCAGCCAAGAAGAGGGGCGGCACCGGCCCGCGGUCGGCCAGCAGGAAGAAGGCAUCCGCCCACGGCCCGAACAAAGCCAAAGUCACAUGACCCUAUCCUGCCAUGCGUCACGUGACCUGCGUGCCUUUACUUGUGCAUCAAAGAGGAAUUGGCUGCAAUGGCGGCGUACCUCAGCAGUGAAAACGCAGCUGUACCAAGUGCCUUUACUGGGAAAUGGUGCCUUCAGUCAGGGGAAAAUCUUCAUUCUUAUCGCGGGGGGGUGGUGGAAUUACAUACGUGUCUUGUUUGGGGGCACUAGCCAAAUUAAACAAUGGCAAUGCUAAUCAAGCUAACUAGCAUCAAGGGCUGAGUGGUGGGCGUGGCACUGCUUCGCAUUAGCCUGUUUUAGCUUGGUCCAGGAGCAGAAUGGAUAACACUGGGAGGAGCAGACAGGCGUCCAGGCCAGCCAGAGAUUUAGGUGACGCUGAGUAAUUAACACGCAGGUUGGCAGGGAGCUGAAUCAGUCGACUGGUUUGUGUGGCCUGCUGGGUGUCGUUGCAAUACCUCCCAGAAUCCACCAGGGGGCGAGUUUCACUCACGCACAGCUCAGUCAUUAUAUUAACCAUACAUUUACUGCUAGGAUGCUCGUGUGGAAAUUCAUCCUGGGGUCUGUUUUUUAAAAGGCAUCUGUAGAUUUUUGACCCCUGUAGCAUCAAAAAAAGCCAUUCGGAUGCCUUUUACUGUCCAUACUAUCAAUACCUUGAUAUUGAACUGUGCUAACUAGUAUAACCAGUUGGUCCGCUGCUGUGAUGUUCACUUUAUUUUUACCAACUUGAGCAGGGCAUGCAGGUUGCGUUUUCAGCGCUUUGGUCCUCCAAUGUCCAUUAUCAUUGUCUUUUGCUUAAUAAUAUAUUUUAGUGUAGGAGAUUUGAAGAAAGGUAUGUAAAUAAGUGUUAUCAGACACGGGCUAGAGGGAUCCAACAGUGUUUCCAACCAAGUCGGCCCUAAAAUGACUCACAUGAGUUUCUGGAGAAAAAGUCUCCCCAAAUUGCGUCAAGCCCUCGCUGACCUUCUGUGAGAAGGACCACAGCUCUCAAGGUCAUAGCACUGUCGGAAGCUGUGUAUGGGCCAGGAACUUUCUGGAACCAAAACGAGAAGUCUAGUUUUAUGCAGAUGAGCAUGAGUUUUAACGAGCAUGGUUGCUAUCAGAUGUUUUUAGCUGGAUCUCUGUAGCGUGCAUGGAAUUAUGUUUGUGUACAUAACCAUCUUGUUGAAAGAACCUCUCCCAUUUCCUGAGUCAUGUCAGCUCUUGUUCUGUGGCACUGUUCACGCAGUUAUGUGUCAGUCACUUUACCACAUGUACAGGGUGCUGGGUGGUGAGCGAUGUCACCUGUUUACUGGAGGCUGCGUGUGACUCGGGUGAUGAUGUCAAACUGGCGGCUCCGUCUCUCGUUUUAAAUAAACUCAGGCCUCUUCCAUUUGUCUGCA
Paramormyrops kingsleyae is the source of this 3625-nucleotide messenger RNA. RefSeq names its product zinc finger, CCHC domain containing 4 (gene zcchc4). Gene Ontology annotation, molecular function: nucleic acid binding; zinc ion binding; rRNA (adenine-N6-)-methyltransferase activity. Gene Ontology annotation, biological process: rRNA methylation. Gene Ontology annotation, cellular component: nucleolus; cytoplasm. The record is from RefSeq and is a predicted model, not a curated record. Lineage: Eukaryota; Metazoa; Chordata; Actinopteri; Osteoglossiformes; Mormyridae.